Messenger RNA from Bactrocera dorsalis (oriental fruit fly), 1669 nucleotides. RefSeq names its product protein twisted gastrulation. Gene Ontology annotation, biological process: regulation of BMP signaling pathway. Lineage: Eukaryota; Metazoa; Arthropoda; Insecta; Diptera; Tephritidae. The record is from RefSeq and is a predicted model, not a curated record. The transcript has a single exon. Bases 449 to 1243 code for a protein of 264 amino acids.
CAAAAAAUAACGAAAAAAAAAUAAAGAACACAGAAAUAUGAGCAUGCCCACAAGCCUCUACAAACGACGUCCAACUUACCUGUGUGACGAGUUUGGCAGUUUUUGUGUCCUUUUCUCUUAACUUCUGACGCUUCAAAGAAGUCUGUAAAUAAUAUGAAAAUAAGAAACAAAACACGACAUCCAACUACACUCCACACUUUCGCUCUCUUCACAAAAAUACCAGAAAAUAAAACAAAGAAAGCAAGACUCUCUUACGCGUCGAAAGAGCGACUUGUUUAGUAACGUAGUUAACAGUUUGUUUGUACACACGCUUGAACAGUUUAUCUCUGAUCCUUAAAGCGAAUAGUACAACGUGUGUGGAAACGCGUUAAGUAACGUAACGUCGUCAAUAAUUUCAUUGUCGUUGCUUUCAGAAUUCGUAGUGCGUUGUCUUCUUAUCAUAUGCAACAUGUAUAAACGGCUAGCGACGCCAGUGCCAGCUGCCACACAUAUUCUCAUCAUCAUCGUUUUGCUGGCGUUCAGCUGUCAGCUGCUCACCACUGCUAAUGACGUCACGCGCGACGGCUGCAAUGAGUUCGUUUGCGGUUCCAUCGUCUCCAAGUGCCUCUUAACGCAGAGCUGUCAGUGUAAAUUAAGCAACGCAACUUGUCUGCAAGAAUGUCUCAACUGUUUGGGCGAUUUGUAUACGGAAUGCUGCAGCUGCUUGGAUAUGUGUCCGAAGAUCACGGAUGCACUUGACGCCGCUGCGCCACGUUCACAAUAUGGCGAAUUCGAAGGCUUACCCGAACUAUUCGAGACGCUGACCGAAGAUGAUGACAACUGGACGGUGAUGCGCUUUGCCAUGCGCUCCAGUUCGCGGCGUCAUUAUGGCGCCGGAUUCGGUGUUAGUCUGGUGGGUGCCGGGAACGAUGGUGAUGCCAUUGAUCGCCAAGCCUCGCUACAGAAGCUGCAAUCAACAGCGACAUCAGCAGCGGCGGCACAACUCAAUUGCACCGUGAUCUAUCUGAACGAGUGCAAAACGUUUCACAAGUGUGCGCAAGAUUGCGAGAAUAUGGGCGCGAAUAGUUAUCGUUGGUUCCAUGAUGGCUGCUGUGAGUGUGUGGGCGCCAAUUGUCUCAGUUAUGGCAUCAACGAGAGUCGCUGCUCGGCGUGUCCGGAAGAUGAGGAGAAUGCUGCGGCUGCUGAGGACUACGACGACGAAUCGACGUGGACCUACGGCGAGGAGGAGAAUAAUUAUAAUUAAUUUAUUGUGCGUUGCGUAUAUGAUGACGAGGAAGUGCUGGAAGAGCGAAAAGAAGUUGACAUGUAACGAGAAGUGUUUUUGUUACACGAUUUUUAUACGAUUUAGUGCACUCAGUCAGCCUGCCGCCAGUGAUAAGCUAUAGUUAGCUACAUACAUAUAUAUUAUUGUAUUUGUGUAUAUUAACGCAGCGUUUCUUCUGUGGUGUUGGCAAGUCAAGUGUUGUGGGGCUAAUUGUAUGCCGAAGUAAAGUUGUCUUACUUCAUUUAGUCUUUAGUGUUUUUAAUAUUAAAUAAAUUAUGAAAAUGUGUACGCGCAUGUAAAUGUCUGUGUAUUAGUGUCAUUGUUAUUUUUCGCUAAAAUUUUUGUACUCAUAAAAAAUAAAAUUAGUUUUAAAAUAAUAAAUGGAAAUUAAUUACAAAAAAAAUU